Penicillium roqueforti is the source of this 219-nucleotide messenger RNA. RefSeq lists its product as uncharacterized. The transcript has 4 exons. The coding region runs from base 1 to 219 and encodes 72 amino acids. The record is from RefSeq and is a predicted model, not a curated record. Lineage: Eukaryota; Fungi; Ascomycota; Eurotiomycetes; Eurotiales; Aspergillaceae.
AUGAAGGCUACUACCGCAAACCUUACGAGCCUCCCUGCUAAAGAACAAGCGAAAAGGGUUUGCCUUGAAAUAGGGAAGAAGUCGCUUGAUGAAACGAUGCAAAAGGCUCGCAGUCGACUUGAAAAGUUCGACAUUUUUAUCCUUAAAUCUCACCAAAUUGAUUUUUCGUCAAUAAUUGACGGCGACGAGAAUCUCAAAACGAACUUCCUUGGAGAAUGA